This is a messenger RNA of Mus musculus (house mouse), 797 nucleotides long. RefSeq names its product predicted gene 15056 (gene Defb52). The transcript has 3 exons. The record is from RefSeq and is marked validated. NCBI's taxonomy places the organism in Eukaryota, Metazoa, Chordata, Mammalia, Rodentia, Muridae. Bases 484 to 750 code for a protein of 88 amino acids.
AUCCUGAGAGAAGAGACCCCAUAAGGAAGAUCUUAAGAGGUAGGCAAAGGUUUUUAUUUUCUUUAGGCAUUCUCAUUAGGCAUUCUUGAUUACUGUGAAGAUAAGAUGUUUGAGUUGAGGUAGAAGGUCAUAAUUCUUAAGUGAGGGCAUCUAAAAACAGCGCCACAAACAUCAGAAGCUUUUUCAUAAAACAGAUCACCAAUUUUGUCAUUUUUCACUUUUACUAUCUUUGUUUCUGUUCUUUCCUAAUCCUUGAUCCACUAACAGGAGAAAUACCCUCAGCUAGGCAUUCAUUAUUAAACAUUGUUCAGUUCAUGGUUAUCCAUUGUUGCAUAUUUUAACCUGCAGUCUCAACACAGCAGUGUCCUCCCUACCACGUGCAGCCAUGACGAUUAAUCCUGUCAAAGAGAACCUUAUAUUCUGCUCAACAUCACCAUUGUUUCUUCCAGGGGCUUCAAGGCAUUUUCCACUGAAGUGGGUGCCAUGAAAUUACUUUACCUUCUCAUCCCUGUUAUCCUCUUGAUUUCUCAAGCCAUGGCAGCUCCUGAAGGCUGUAAACAGGAAAGACAGAAUGAGUGGAAAGAUUUGGCACAGAAGAAAGGCACCUUCAUCAAUGCCUUCAUCAACAAUUAUGAGCACCAUUACUGUGACUCUCCUACCACUGUGUGCCUGAGGAGGAAAACAAAGUGUAUUCGCAUGCCAGGGUUUUGCCCUGGCAGGAGCUUCUGCUGUAUGAGAACCAUGACCUGAGGAAGUUAUCUUUCCUGUCCUUCCUGAAUUAUAUCAGAACACUGAGA